This is a messenger RNA of Episyrphus balteatus (marmalade hoverfly), 4422 nucleotides long. RefSeq names its product protein tramtrack, alpha isoform-like. The transcript has 6 exons. Gene Ontology annotation, cellular component: nucleus. Bases 485 to 2830 code for a protein of 781 amino acids. Gene Ontology annotation, molecular function: protein binding. Gene Ontology annotation, biological process: regulation of transcription by RNA polymerase II. NCBI's taxonomy places the organism in Eukaryota, Metazoa, Arthropoda, Insecta, Diptera, Syrphidae. The record is from RefSeq and is a predicted model, not a curated record.
GCUUUUCGGCUUCGGCGGUAUAAAUUCAUCCAUUGCAAAAAAUUCUGUGGUCUAAAAAUAUAUUAUUUAUGCCAUCAAUUUUCAACAUGGCCUUAAACCCCAACAAACAAUAAUUUUGAGAACGCAAAAUCGAAUACAAACAAAACUUAUUUUACAAAAUCGGAGAAAAAACCUGCGCACUACCUCUAUUUUUGUUGUUUUUCUUUUUUUUUGUUGUUGUAUUUCGGUUUGUUGAAUUUUUUCUCGAGUCGAGUGCGAGUCCCUUCCUGGGUGCCUGCGGUCUUAAUUCUCCUUUCUCUCAGCAAAACUAAAAUUUCUAUAUGAUUUUAGUUAAGUUAUAUAUCUCAUAGAGAGUGCACAUAGUUUUUACAAAAUAACAAAUGGUCUAUGAAACAACGACAACAAUUUAUUCUUUAAUAACAAAUGCCACGAAGAAUUUAAUAAAAACCUAACCAGUAUCCAAAGAAAAUAAAAAAUAAUAAUCAUGAAGGUUCCACAAUUUUAUGUGCGUUCCAACGUGCACAUGACGAACCUUGACAAUACUAUUCAGAGACUCCUUGUUAAUGAAAGUCUCAUUGAUGUGACUUUAGCAUGUGAUGGUCAUAAAUUUCAAUGUCAUCGUUUAGUUUUAGCUGCGGCAUCUCCACUUUUUGAAGAGCUUUUAAAAGAACACCCAAAAGAACAUCCAAUUGUAAUCAUACCAAUUGGUGUAAAAUGGCAAAUUUUGAAGUCCCUUAUCGAUUUCAUGUAUCGAGGACAAACUUGUAUCAAUCAAGCUGAACUUAAGACUCUGAUUGAAAGCGCUGAGCUACUUCAAAUAAUUGGAUUAUAUGACCCACAAACACAAUUUCGAGAAAUAUAUGGUGAGGAUGAUGGCGAUGAACAACAGAUGAGUAUAACUGAGGAGAAUAUGAAUGAAACUAAAAAUGAAAACGAAGAAAUUGCCCAAGAAGUACAAGAACCGGAACAAAAAAAUACUAACUUCGAUGAUUGUAAUCCAAAUCAUGGAGAGAAUAACGGUCAAGAGAACCUAAGUCAAGAGGAUAUAAGAGAUGAGAAAGAUGAAAUCAAAGAAGUACAGGAAACUAAUGAUAAUUGCAUAAAUGAACCUGAAAACAACGUUGAAACUGAUUCCGAUGAUAAAAACAAAGAAUACAUUGUUGAUUAUAUUGAAAUUGAAGAUAGCCAAGAUGAAAUGCCUCCUCCUCCUCCUCCUCCUCCUAAAGAAGGAGAGGAUGUCGUUUCUAAGAAUCAAACGACUGAGGAAAACGAUGAAAUUCGUGCCAACCAUGAAGAUGACAAAGAAACAACAAAACAAGAAAAUAAUGAAAUGGAAGUUGGCGAAACAAAUAAUUUAGACAGUAAUAACCAACAGAAUGUCCCAUGUGCAGCAACAGCAUCCGCAGAAACACAAACAGCUGAAACAAUGCCCACAAUUAGAGUAAAACCAGCAAUUAAACUUAUCAACUUGUUUAAACUAAAUCGACCAGGCGAUGAAAAUCAAUCGCCAUCGAAAGUUCCAUGGACCUACAUACAUAUACCCGCUACACCAGGGUCAAAUAUACAAUCGCCCAGCGAACAAGUUCCACUAAAAAAUCCCUUUACUUCAUUGCCAAAAUUGAUGCCGAAGCCAAGGAUACGAUCGCCCAGCGAACAAGUUCCACUAAAAAAUAAAUUUACUUCAUUGCCAAAAUUGUUGCCGAAGCCAGCCCCUUUGGUUAUUUCAAAUCCAGUUCACGAAUUUAAUGAAACACCAGCGUCGUCAUGUGUUGGAAGUGUUCCUUCCUUUUUGAAAUUCAACAGUAGUUCGAUGGCGAUUUCGGUGAAGAAUCUUGAUCGCACAAAGUCGCGAGAGAAACUCAAUGUACUCAAUAUGGCAUUGCAAUCGGAACCAUCAGAACAAGAACAGAAAGAUAAUCUCCCACCAGAAUAUGAAGAUGAUGGAAACGAAGCAAACCGAGAACCAGAUUAUACUGAUAUAAAUGAGGAAAUAGAUCUAGGAAUGAUUAAAGAUGAACAUGAUGUGAAAACCGAGUCAAUGGACUUUGAAUAUAAUAACGACAGCAAAGCUGAGGAGGGUGAAGCUGAAAAUAUCAUAUGCCAACCAAAUGUAUCCUAUAUCUACGAUGGUGAAGAGUAUGGUAGAGACGUUGAACAUGUUGAGGAUGAUGAAGAUGGUGUAUGCAUUGAUUAUGAUCGUUUGGUUGCAGAAACUUAUGGCAAAGGGAAGAAAAGUUCUCCGCAACAAAAAGCCAAAAAGAAACCGAUUAACAAAAAGUCUAAAAAAUUAAAAGCGCCACAACGUUCUUCGGUAAAACCAAUAGCACCAAAAAAUUACAACAAUCUAACGUUGUUUAACACAGCAGCACCUUCAGAACCAACAAAUAGCCAACAGCUUUCUCAACGACUAAAGGAUCCACCAACUUUGGUACCACUUUCGGUAAUGCAUGCCGGUUUAGGACCAAAACAUUUAUUCUGUAAAAACAGUACCAAAAUAGAACCUUUGGACAAUGAUAACAAUUUUAGUAAUUCAGUAUUACGAGACACAACAAUACAACCCGCACCAAAUACUCAUACACGUAAAGCUGUUAUUUUAAGAAAUCCUAGAUGCAAUCAGCCAAGACAUUAUAGUACUGAAUCAUUGUACGCUGCUUUGAUGGCUGUCAAGUUUGGUGACAGUAUUUACCGGGCAUCUCGACUCCAUCAAGUACCAAGAAAAACCCUGCGCAACUGGAUGAAGCGAUGGGAUAUAAAAUCACAAUUUCCCAUGCCAAAACAACUUAAAGACGCAGCUACAAAGAAGAAACUUAAUCAAGAUCAAAGUGCUUGACUAUCGCCAGUGGCUGCACCAUCAGCAGCCAAUGGAACUACCCGAACUGCUAGGAAACGAACUUCCCCAAGGACAUGUACUGUUACGUCAGCAACAGCUACACUUACAACAUCUACAAAUGGGAGAAUGUUUGAUGUCAAAAGCACAUUUGUUUGUUUAACAAACAAAUAGUGUGUUGGCAUCACUCACUCGUAAGAACAAAAGUUUUUUUUUAUCAAAAGUCAUUCAUUUUUUUGUACUGUUUUUGGUUUUGUGUUCCUUUAUAAUGAUCAAACAAUUUUCAUCAAAAAAAUCAAUUCCGAAAAAAAUUUAUGUUGCAAUUGAAAAUUGCGAAGGUUUGAUUUGAACCUUUUAAAUGAUUUUGUUUCUAUACGUUUUGAUUUGCAACACAAUCAGUGAUUUCUCAAAAUGUCAAAACAAAUUUGUAAUGAAAUUUUUGAAUUUGUUCGAGUUAAAAAAAAAAAAUACCAUCCAAAAAGCUUGUUUCAAACUCAAAUAUCAUGAUUGAGUAAUUUUAUGUAAGAAACUGGUUUGAUAAAAAAGAAAUAAUGUAUAAUAAUUGAAGUAAAUAAUGAUAAUGAUUUUUCUAUCCCUAAGGCACGGGAAAGAAAGAGAAAAUUAAUGUAUUUUAGUUUUAAAAAGCACUUAAGUCUGAUGUCAAUUCAAUUAUUAUAUAUACAUAAUUACAUUUAUAUAUAUACGUUAUGGCUAAAAACCAAAAAAUAUUGAAAAAUAUCUUUUUUCUAGUCUCAACAUCAUUAGUUUUAGUUUUGUAUUUAAGAAAUUACUAGAAAGUAAUUAGUGAGCAUAUGUGUCUGUUCAUUUUUGUUUGUUUUCGUAAUUGACAUGAAUAUUUUGUAUAAUUAUUUUACUAUUUUUUGUUUCUCUUCUAUUUGUGUCUUUGAGUCAUUAUAAAAUCCCUUAUAGACGUGCUUAUGAAAUUUUAAAAACCAAGACAAAUUUUUUUUUAUUAUAAUAACGCGUCAACAAGUGAAUAAAAAAAGAAGAAGAAACUUAUACUAUACAGUAGUAUUAUGGAGUUAACUUAUGAGGCUUUCUGUAUUUUUGGAUUUCAGCAUAAAAAUUGGCAAAUUAAAUAUAUGGUGUCCGCUAACAUGGAAAGUCAUGAAAUACAAUUUUUGGUCAGGAAAUGUCGGGGAAUUUGGGAAUUUUAUGGCGACUUUAAAAAUAAUGGAGAGUGAUUAAUUGGUCCUUAAAAAAAAUAUGUAGCUAAAAAAAAACGACAAAUUAAUUUGGUCGUUCUUAACUUUAAAGAAACGAAAAGCAUGGUCUAAGAUCAUGAUGAACGCCCGGAGAGAACAAAGAAAAAGAAUGUAAAUGUGUGUACACUGUACACAUAACACACAAGAUCUGUGAAAAAAAUGAAGGUUUGUCCUUUUUGACUGAAAUUUAAUGUAAACCAUUGAAAUAUUUACAUUUCCUACCAUUUUGUGGAAAUGAAAUUUCAAAACAAUAUUUUUAAAAUUUUUGGUCAAGAGAAAUUUUGAAAUCGGUCAGGAAAAGUCGGAGAAAAUGAAGGUUUGUCCUUUUUGACUGAAAUUGAAUUUAAACCAUUGAAAUAUUUACAUUUC